AUGCUGGGCUGUGGCCAUGGCUGGUACUGUCCAUCCUGCAUCAACCACUUCGUGGAGGCAAGGCUGGAGUCUGGCAUCUCGGGGGAUAUCCCCUGCCCGGAUUGCGCGAAGGCCAUCUCCGAGGAAGACCUCCUGCGACUGCUUCCGAAGAAGACAGUCUUUCGACUGCAUGCCUCCAACAUUCUGCGCCGUGCUGCGGCAUCGGGCAACGUCGUGAGACCCUGUCCAACUCCCGACUGCAUGAUGAAGAAAGCUUUUCCUGAUGCGACCUCUGCGAGGGGCACCUGCCCACUUUGCGGUCUUGAAGCAUGCUGGAUGUGCGGCGCCCAGCCGUAUCACGAAGGCUUGACUUGCGAGGAGCACCGGAAGCGACAGCGCGGAAAAGGCGCCGACGAGAGCUUCAUGGAGUGGAUGAAAGAGACAGGAACGAGACAGUGCCCCCAGUGCGGGAUGGCGACUUCCAAGGAAAAUCUGGACGCCCAGACGGACCAGGUGGAAGAGUGCCACAAGAUGAUGUGCCGCAACUGUGGAUGCAA
Messenger RNA from Symbiodinium sp. CCMP2456, 536 nucleotides. NCBI's taxonomy places the organism in Eukaryota, Dinophyceae, Suessiales, Symbiodiniaceae. The record is from the annotation of a GenBank genome assembly.